AUGGCCCAUCGCAUCGUCACCCAAGUUGUCGUUACGGGCGCCCGCGUCUUUGGUCGCGCCUUCGCCGAGGCCUACAAGCAAGCUCAGGCCUCCUCCAAGUACGCUGCCCAGACAGGCAAGAAAGUGGGCGGCGGGGCUGCUUCUGGGUUGACCCUCGACGAAGCCUGCAAGAUCCUCAAUGUCAAGCCUCCGCAGGGUGGUGAGGCCAACUUGGAGCAGGUGAUGGAGCGCUUCAAGAAAUUAUUCGACAUGAACGAUCCUCAGAAGGGCGGAAGCUUUUACCUCCAGAGCAAGAUUCUUCGUGCCCGUGAGCGGUUAGAGAUGGAGGUCCGACAAGCAGAACGCCAUGCCGCCCAGGAGAAGGAACUGCAGGAGGGAUGGAAGCCCAAGGUGUAUAAGGAUCGGUGA
Molecule: messenger RNA, 408 nt
Organism: Aspergillus aculeatus ATCC 16872
Lineage: Eukaryota; Fungi; Ascomycota; Eurotiomycetes; Eurotiales; Aspergillaceae
Product: import motor complex subunit PAM16
Exons: 2
Coding region: 1-408 (135 amino acids)
Biological process (GO): protein import into mitochondrial matrix
Cellular component (GO): TIM23 mitochondrial import inner membrane translocase complex
Source: RefSeq, a predicted model, not a curated record